Molecule: messenger RNA, 2478 nt
Organism: Perognathus longimembris pacificus (Pacific pocket mouse)
Lineage: Eukaryota; Metazoa; Chordata; Mammalia; Rodentia; Heteromyidae
Gene: Akap8
Product: A-kinase anchoring protein 8
Exons: 14
Coding region: 151-2256 (701 amino acids)
Cellular component (GO): nuclear matrix; nucleus
Molecular function (GO): DNA binding; protein kinase A regulatory subunit binding
Source: RefSeq, a predicted model, not a curated record
GGGCCCUUCGCAAAGACCAGCCAAUGGCGGUGCGCGAGAGGACUGACGGGAACAACUGGUCUCCCAGUAGCGGGCGGCGAGAGGUGCGCGGGGCGCAUGCGUUCUGAGGAAAGCUAGAAAAAGGGUUUGCUGCCGGGCCACGUCGGAGACAUGGAGCAAGGUUACGGAGGCUACGGGGCAUGGAGUGCAGCAUCUGCCAACACCCAGGGUUCAUAUGGAAGUGGCGUGGCUGGCUGGCAAGGCUACGACAACUACAAUUAUUACAGUGCCCAGAAUGCCAGUGUCCCUGCAGGAGCGUCCUAUAACUACGGCCCAGCCUCCUGGGAGGCCACCAAGGCCAGUGAUGGUGGCCUGGCAGCGGGGGGUUCUGCCAUGCCCCUGACAUCCUACGGCCCAGAGCCAUGCACUGACAAUUCGGACUCUCUCAUUGCCAAGAUCAACCAACGACUGGAUAUGAUGUCCAAGGAAGGAGGAAGGGGCGGGAGUGCGAUCGGUGGGGAGGGCAUGCAAGACCGAGAGAGCUCCUUCCGCUUCCAGGCCUUUGAGUCGUACGACUCCAGGCCCUGCCUGCUGGAGCCCAGCCGCUAUCGCCCCAACUACAGCUAUGACUAUGAGCUGGGGACUGACCGCAAUGGUGGUUUUGGUGGGCAGUAUGGUGACUGCCGGGAUGCAGGCCGAGAGCAGGGCUCCCUAGAUGGCUUCAUGCGGGGCCGGGGCCAGGGCCAAGGCCAAGGCCAAGGCCUGGGCCGCUUCCAGGAUCGCUUCCAAGACCGGAGUAGCUCCAACAACACCUUCCUGCGCAGUGACUCCUUCAUGCCACCCUCGGCCUCCUCUGAGUCCCUCCUUCCAUCCUGGAGUGAACUGAACUACACGGGUGGACGUGGCCUGGGAGGCCCUUCUUCCAGCAGACCCCCUUCGUCCCUCUUCUCCCAAUCCAUGACUCCCAAUUACAACAUGAUGGGCAUGCAGGGGGUGGGUGGUUUUGACAACACCCUGCCUUACGGAUGUAGUCGGCCACAGGCUCGGAUGCAGGAUCGGCCCAGGAGGAGAGGGUUCGAGCGCUUUGGACCAGAAAGCAUGGGCAGAAAGCGGAAGCCGUUUUUUAUGUAUGAGGAGCCAGAUGCCAAACUGGCCCGCGCUGAGAGCGAAGGAGAUUUUUCUGAAAAUGAUGAUGGAGCUGGUGACUUCCGGUCAGGAGAUGAAGACUUCAGGGGUGAGGAUGAACUCUGUGACUCUGGGAAGCAGAGAGGAGACAAGGAUGAUGAAGAGGAGGAUGGGAAGAAGAGGCGGGAAAAGCAACGGAGAAGAGACAGGACACGGGACCGAGCAGUUGACAGGAUUCAGUUUGCCUGUUCUGUGUGCAAGUUUCGUAGCUUCGAAAAUGAGGAAAUCCAGAGCCAUCUGCAGAGCAAAUUUCAUAAAGACACGCUGCGGUUUAUAAGUACCAAACUUCCCGACAAGACGGUGGAGUUUCUCCAGGAAUACAUCAUAAAUAGGAACAAGAAGAUUGAGAAGCGGCGGCAGGAACUGAUGGAGAAGGAAAGCCCCAAGCCCAAACCAGAUCCAUUCAGAGGGAUUGGCCAGGAACACUUCUUCAAGAAGAUCGAAGCAGCACACUGCCUGGCCUGCGACAUGCUCAUUCCUGCACAGCACCAGCUCCUCCAGCGGCACCUGCACUCCGCAGACCACAACCAUAACCGCAGGAUGGCUGCUGAGCAGUUCAAGAAAACAAGUCUCCAUGUGGCCAAGAGUGUUUUAAACAAUAGACACAUAGUGAAAAUGCUGGAGAAAUACCUCAAGGGAGAGGACCCUUUUACCAGCGAAACCACUGAUCCUGAAAUGGAUGAAGACAACGUGGGUGGGGAGGAAAAGGAAGAGACACCGGAAGGGGCAGCUGCAGCUGUGUUGGCGGAGGUUAUCACGGCAGCAGUGAAGGCUGUGGAUGGUGAAGAAGGGCCAGUGGGAGACACCACUGAGGUUCUGGCUCAAGGCGAAGGCCCCAUGGACAUGGUAGAGGCCAUCAGCCAUCCCCUUGCUGAGCAGCCACCAGAAGAGCAUGCCUCUUAUGGAACAGCCUCUGAGAAGGGGAACACUGAAGAAGACCAGGCUGGAAGUGAGGCACCUGAGGCUGGAAGUGAGAUGGUGACACCAGUGGCUGGGACAGAAAGCGCCACAACGGUUGCUGCUUCCAUCCCGGCUCCCGCAGAUGCCGAAGCAGGACAAACCAAGUCUAAAGAUGCCAUCCUCACAGCAUGACCUCCAUGUGCCGUCAGGAAUCUGGUGCAGAAUGCAUUCCCCUUUUUUCUUAGGCAGUGGGGCUUGUAUUACUGGAAUAUGCUGUACUGGGUUUGGGGGCAAUCCAGCCAUUUCCUUUCGUGCAGGGCUGGCCUUCCUCUUUGAAGUCUGGCCCUAGCAUUUCUCCCACAUUGAGUGGACUCCUAACACUGCACUUAGAAUAAUAAAAUUUUGGUAACUAGA